AUGGGCACCGGGAGGCGAGUACAGACGGACGCGGGGGAGAACGAGGUGGUGGGGAAGGGCAAACGCGUGCCACCUCGUUUCUGGAAGGUCCUCGUGGAUCUUCGGAAGACGCAUCCUGGCGGGAAGCUAGAGUUGUAUUACCGCACGCAAGAUGGUGACGUCCCGAAUUGGUGGGUCAAGUGUUACUGCGUGAGCAACAAGUACAUCAGCCUCGGCCCGCGCCCGUCGUUGAGCAACCUCAAGCAACACUUUAAGUGCCAAACCCACAGCGCGGCCGUGCGCGCAGCGCGAAUCAACUCGAGGACGUCGACGGCGGCACGGUCGAGGACGAGAAAGACGACUCCGUCCCGUCCCACGCACAAACGCACGCAAAUACCGCCAGCACCUCACGAGAAAAGGACGACACGCCCCCCGACGACGUCGAUCGCCAAGAAGAAAAUUUCCCAGCAAGCGUGGGGUCCCACCACACCCGCGGUCCCCGUCGCAUCAACCUCGUCCACCAUCCACGCUCAGGAAGAAGACGCCAUGUUCCCCCGUGUGCGCUUGGAAGAGCUGUAUCCGCAGCCUAUGACACGCUACGAGGGCGAGGGCGAGGACGAGGACGAGGACGAGGACGCCGCCGCGUGGUUCUGCGUGGACUUUGGGCUCGACGCGGACGACGCGAAGGUGCUGCGGCGGGUCGGGUUUUCGGACGACGCGCGGAUCGAGGCGUUCGCGCGCCGGGCGGGGGAAGGCACGAUGAACCUGCUCAUGGAGGGUCUCAAGGAGGAGGGAAUGCCGUGCGCGGCACGGUUGCUUGUUAGGCAGGGCCUUUUGGAGAGGGCAGCGCGGCACGCUUGA
Epithele typhae is the source of this 840-nucleotide messenger RNA. RefSeq lists its product as uncharacterized. The record is from RefSeq and is a predicted model, not a curated record. Bases 1 to 840 code for a protein of 279 amino acids. The transcript has 3 exons. Lineage: Eukaryota; Fungi; Basidiomycota; Agaricomycetes; Polyporales; Epitheliaceae.